AGCUCUGCCCAUGCGGGUGGAAGCUGGAGCAAAGUGGCGGAGAGACGCCGCCAGCUUGGAAAUAAAUAAAUUAUAUUUUAAAAACUUAUUUUUUAUAGUGGCUCAUCCACUGCUCUUCUCGUUGAGAGUGGUUUUCCUUCUUUCACAGAAUCGUGUCACAACAUCCUGCACAGCUGUCUUUUUCACUAAGUCAGCACUGAGGUGUGAUGCACCCCCUCCGAAACUCUUCAGUCUGAGAGUCAAACACCAGCCAAGCAGCAUGGAGAUCAUAGCUCUGUGCACCAUUGUCGCCACUCUGAGAAUCUUUCCAAACAGAUCUCAGUUCUUCAAGUACGAGUCUGUUACACUGAGCUGUGGAGAGCUUAAAAACUCUAACUGGACAAUAAAGAGAAACACAUCAACAAAAACAAAUGAAGAGUGUUCAAAACACUGGGGCACAAAAAAUGAAUCAAACUGCUUCCUUCAAGAUGCUUACCCAUCAGACAGUGGAUUGUACUGGUGUGACUCUGGAGCUGGAGCCUGCAGUGAAGCUGUCAACAUCACUGUGACCAGAGGCUCUGUGAUCCUGGAGAGUCCGGUCCAUCCUCUGCAGGAGGGCGAUGCUGCAACUCUGCGCUGCAUGGUUAAACAGACUUCUUUUAUCAACCUCCCAGCUGAAUUUUAUAAAGAUGGCCUCCUCAUCAGGAACAGCUCUACAGGAAACAUUACCAUCCUCAAAGUUUCAAAGUCUGAUGAAGGCUUCUACAAGUGUACCAUCUCUGGUAGCGGAGAAUCACUGGACAGCUGGCUGUCUGUCAAAGCUGGGCGACCCAAAUCUUUUCACUCCCCUCCUAUGUAUGUUUUGCUUCCUGUGGUGGGUGUCUGCCUCUUCGUGACUGUGGUGUUGGUUGUGCUGGUGCUGCUGUUCUGCCUCUGGAGGAACCACAAAGGUCAGUCUGUUUUUGAAGUAUAUCUGUUACCUGUAUCUGUACCACAGUUUUGCAAUUACUAACAUUUUCUUUAGUUACUGUAAACACACAGUACAGUUUAUAUUAUCUCAAUUUCUCAUACAUCAUCCUGCCGCUAAAAUCCAAAAGUGCACUGCUGGUUAGAGUGCCAUAAGAGUCUAAUAAAUUAAGGUACUUUACUCUAUGAAACUAUACAUGUAUUAUAACUUUUAAAGAUUUGCAUCUUCAUGCUCAAGAAAACAAACUAAUGAGACUAACUGAUAGAUUUCAGCGUAGCGGUUCGGAGCCAGUUUGUCCAGUGCUUCUUUUGGCUGUCACCACAGCAGAACCGCAUACUUGAUUUGGCUUUUUCUUCCCUGGGUAACAUUUCUGGGAGUGUUGUGUCACAUCAGUCAGCACCAUGCAGUCUCAAAGAGUCAGAUCACACAAAUUUCCAAAAGAAAAUCGUAUGGCAUAUUUAUCUCAUAC
Pundamilia nyererei is the source of this 1415-nucleotide messenger RNA. RefSeq names its product high affinity immunoglobulin gamma Fc receptor IB-like. The record is from RefSeq and is a predicted model, not a curated record. Gene Ontology annotation, molecular function: transmembrane signaling receptor activity. Bases 11 to 991 code for a protein of 326 amino acids. Lineage: Eukaryota; Metazoa; Chordata; Actinopteri; Cichliformes; Cichlidae. The transcript is spliced from 4 exons. Gene Ontology annotation, cellular component: external side of plasma membrane. Gene Ontology annotation, biological process: immune response; cell surface receptor signaling pathway.